GUUCGAUGACUUUGUGUUGACUUUCGAGACAUGAUUUUUGUCGCUUAUUUUAAAAUAAAUUCAAAUGAAUUAAUAAUUGUGAAUAAUUAAAUAAUAUUAAAUUGAACAAAAGCUGAUUGCUGAUAAGGAAAAAUUUAAACAAAGAGAAAAAAGUGAAAAAAAAUGUGAAAAAAUAAUAAAAAAAGUUCAAAUUAUUAAGCACGAAAUUUAUUGUCAAUAGUAAAAAAAAUUUAUUUGUUUAGUGAAAUAAUAAAAAAAAUUAUUAAAAAAGAAAAAAGUCAUGCAGACAAGAACAUUUUCAAGUCGUGAUCCGAGUCCGGUUGGUUCUGAAAUAUCAGUAGGUUCACCAUCACCACCGCCCUCUGAAUGUGAAAGACGAAAUAAUCAUAAAAUUGGAUCGGAUGAAUAUUUUCAGCCAUUAAAACGUCUCAAAAUGGUCAAUGAUCAUACAAAUGAUGUAGAUAAUAAUAAUCAUUGCAGUAGUGAUGCUAGUCGAACUUCCUCUUUAAAGUCACCAUCAUCAACAGUGACACCGCAAGUGACACAAACAACGACGACGAGUGUUGAAGGUGUAAAGAGUUUUAGCAUAGCUGAUAUUUUAGGACGUGAUAGUACCAAUAAAAAUAAUUCCACAACAGCACAGGCACAAGCAGCUGUUACAGCAGCUACAAUUGUCAAUGGUCUCAAUCAUUUGCAUCAUCAUCAGCAAGUGGCAAGAAUUGUGAGGCCAUGGGAUCAUUUACAACAUCCAAUUUCAAUUCGUCCACUUCUUCCGCCUGCCUUACUUCAUUAUGAGCAACGACUAGCUAUGGAAUAUCAUCAGCAACUUCAAGAACAUUUUCAUGCACAAGCACAGCUGUUAAGGCACAUGAAUAUUGAUAUAAUUCCAUCAGAAAGUGGAAGUGAUCGAUCAAGUUCUGUAGCAAGUGGAGAUUGCUGUUCACCAGACAUUGGACGAUCAUCAGACAAUUCAGGACGUUCACAUCCAAGUCAACAACAUCCUAGUUCCAAUAAUAAUAACAAUAAUGUCAAUAGAAAUGGAAAUAAAUCGCCAAAUGGAAGUGCACCACUCGAUGCGCUGUUUCAGCUAUCAAAUAAAAAUUUCGAUGAGGCAACUGGAGAGAAUUCACAUUUAAAUUUAUUUGCAACACGACCGCAGCCAAAAAAGAAACGAAAAUCGCGCACAGCAUUCACAAAUCAUCAAAUUUUUGAGCUCGAAAAACGAUUUCUUUAUCAAAAAUAUCUCUCACCUGCUGAUCGUGAUGAAAUUGCUGCCGCCUUGGGUCUCUCAAAUGCUCAGGUAAUAACUUGGUUCCAGAAUCGAAGGGCAAAAUUAAAACGCGAUAUUGAAGAACUUAAAAAGGAUGUUGAGAGUGUGAAGGUAUUAUCGGGACAGGAGAGCUUCCUUAAAAAUAUUACCGACAUGAAUCUACUGAAAAAGAAGCCGAUUGCAUCGCAUGAUGAUAGUUUGAGUCCACAAAAAUGAUUUUCCUUUUUACUUUUUUGUUAAUUCUUCUUGAAAAAAAAAAAUAAAUUAAUGUAUUAUAUUUUUUAAGUAUAUUGAGACUGAUGAUUUAUUUAUUCGUAUAUUUUUGAAUGUAGUUUCAUGUCCAUUUCGUUUAUUGUUGAGAUCUGUUUCAUGAGAUAUGAGCAAAUUUGAUGAAAAUAUGUGUGUGAAGUUUUUUUUUAUAAUUAUUUAAUUAGAAGCAUUUGGAGAAAUAAGAACAGGAAAAUUCACGGGAAUAUAAAACCACAAAGAAGAUUGUUACAUCUUGGAAUGAAUCUUAAUUUUUAAAGGAGUUGUUAACUUAUGAUGUCGAUUAUUAAGGUCUGAAGUUUUUAGUAAUCUUUAAUUUGUGAAGAUUCGAAUGGCGUUUGAUUUAAUAGUGACUUCAUUUAAGCGUGGUGCUGGAAGUUGGUCUAAUAAUCGCUUUUUUGAAUGAACGAGCCCUGGUCUUUCUAGGUGCCUUCAAAUAAUUUUUAAUUUUUGCGGUCGUUCCUUGAGAAUGUCCCCGUACUGCAAUAUGUUUUUAAAUUAAUUUUUCAAGGCUUUUUGGAACUCUUAAAUUGAAUUGGAAUGAAAGUGCUUGUAAGUAAUUUAAAUUGAUACAAAAAUUAAUAUUGACAGUUUUAAUUAAUUUUUGCUGACACUUUUCAAUUUUUAAUGAAAGUAAAAAAAUGGAUGUAAAAUUAAAUUUGUCAUUUUGAACAUUAAUAAAUGGAAAGGAUUCAGAAAAUUAAUAAAAAGUCCAGUUGCAGUUGGUGAUGACUUUUUGUUGAAAUUUUGAAUAAUUAUUGGCAAUUAAGGUUUAUUAAAUUAAAACAUAAAAAAUACUGGCUGCAGGGAGGGUGCAUGUAGCUAAAUCUAGCCUGCAGGAUGAGUUUUACAAAAUUAUUUUAAUUUUUUUAAUUGCUCCUCAAAUCCUUCAGCCAUCAAGAAAGCAAGCAAUUAAGCCUACACAAUGUCUCCGAAUAAUUGCUCUAGAUCAGUGGUGCUCAACCUCUUUUAUGCUACGCCACACUUUGAUGACAAGCCAUCACCGAAACCACGCACGGCCAUUUCUUCGUAAAAUUUUCAGAAUCUUUUCGCGGCAUAUGGGUUGCCCAUCACUGCUCUAGAUAGAAAAAUUAUUUAAAUAACGUCUUUAAUGAAUUUUAUGUCCAAGAAUGUCAGUCUUUAAAAAAAAACUAAUCAAUUUUGCAAUAAUUCUUUUAAUAACAUUGUAAGCACUUCAUAAUUAAAACAAACAAAUCCAACUCGUGUCGAGUGAGAAAGCCUUGAGGAUAUAUAUUUUUAUGUGUACAUAAAAUAAAAUAAAUAAAAUAAAAAAAAAUAUUACAAAUCAUCAUUCAAAAUCAAUAUAAAUGUGAAAUUAAUGGAUAUAACAUAAAAAAGUUAAGAGUUGUACAAAGAAUGUAAAUAAAUGCG
Messenger RNA from Chironomus riparius, 2929 nucleotides. The record is from the annotation of a GenBank genome assembly. Lineage: Eukaryota; Metazoa; Arthropoda; Insecta; Diptera; Chironomidae.